AUGUUGGGUUUUGAUUGCACCAACAACAUAGCUGAGUACGAGGCGUGCGCCCUUGGGAUCCAAGCGGCAAUUGACUUCAAGGUCAAGUUGCUCAACGUAUAUGGGGACUCAGCCUUGGUAAUCCACCAGUUGAGAGGAGAAUGGGAGACUAGGGAUCAUAAGUUGGUACCCUACCAAGCCUACAUCAUAAAAUUGAUAGAAUUCUUCGAUGACAUAUCCUUUCACCACAUUCCUAGAGAGGAGAAUCAGAUGGCCAAUGCCCUCGCCACUUUAGCAUCCAUGUUCCAACUUACCCUGCAUGGGGAUUUUCCGUACAUCGAAUUUAGAUGUCGCGGCAAGCCUGCACAUUGUUGCUUGAUAGAAGAAGAUCAAGUUGGUAAACCUUGGUACUUCAAUAUCAAACGGUACAUCAAAGACAAGGAAUACCCACGAGAGGCCUCUGACAACGACAAGAGAAUGUUGCGAAGGUUGGCAGCCGACUUUUUCCAAAGUGGGAAUAUCCUAUACAAGAGGAACCAUGAUAUGGUUUUGCUUCGAUGUGUGGAUACCAGAGAGGCUAAGCAAAUGCUGGUAGAAGUGCAUGAGGGAUCCUUUGCAACACAUGCCAAAGAACAUGCCAUGGCCCAGAAGAUUCUGAGAGCAGGGUAUUACUAG
Molecule: messenger RNA, 654 nt
Organism: Glycine soja
Lineage: Eukaryota; Viridiplantae; Streptophyta; Magnoliopsida; Fabales; Fabaceae
Exons: 1
Coding region: 1-654 (217 amino acids)
Molecular function (GO): RNA-DNA hybrid ribonuclease activity; nucleic acid binding
Source: RefSeq, a predicted model, not a curated record